GUGCCUUUCAGCGAUGUCGUGUCGAAUUUUGACACAUGCCAAUCUUAUUUUAUUUCCCGAAUGACAGCCAGUGCAUUAUUUCCUUCGUUCUCGAUACAGGCAUAGUUAUGGAGGAUAGUAUGAGUGUUAAGUCUAUGGAAUCAGUGGCUAUAAGCGACGAAUAUGAAUUUGUAAAUGACAAAUGUACGGGUAAAGAACAGCAAACUCUAUUUGAACCACCUAUGCUCAAAAUUGCCAACAACGGCAACCUGGAAGAUCUUCAAAACAAUUUGCGCGAGGUUCUAACAGAGGACUCCAAAAUGAAGAGUAACGACUAUAAAAUUGUGAGCACUGUACAACAAAAUCAAUCAAAACCAAAAAAAGUGGGAAACAGUCAAUUCUAUGAUGUAAGCUCUUGUGUGGUUGCAUCGGAAAAACAAGACAUUAUGAAACCAGAAGAUUAUGUUGAUGGAGAAAUAAAUUCAUUAGCCCCAGGCCUACAAGAGUGUACUAUCUUCAAUGGCGUAACAUACUUGGGAAGCACCACAAUAAAUGCACCAAAAAUGGAAUGCGAGAUACAGCGAAACAUGAAUGUACUAAAUGCAGAACAGACCCUUAAUCUAGGAAUCAAAGUAUCGGUUUCUGUGCCUAGUAGUUCUCAAGGUUCUGUUGGUUUGUAUGAUGCUGCUACACAACAGCCAAUCGCGCACUACGAAGUGCAACGCAUCUUAUUUUAUGCACGUGGCGAGAGUAGCGGACCAUGUGCAGCAUGUUUCGCUUUCACUUGGUCUCAUGGGGAUACAUUGGAGUCUGCCAUCUAUCAGUGUCAUGUUUUUCGAUGUGAUAUACCAGAGGCGGUGGGACAAGUUUCCGCUUGCUUUUCUAAAGCAUUUCACAGAAUACCACGGUCCAUGACCAGUUCUCUAACUGGAAGCGAUUUCAAUGGUUUCAAUAAUGGAAGCGAGAAAUCCAAUUCGCGAGUAUUUAUUUUUGAAGUAACUAUGGAAAUAAAAGAAGAUGAUGGAAAGGGAAGCUUCAGCACAGUUCCUAAGGACCGAAAUUGCUUCAAACUACGGAGUAACGUUACUAAACAAGUGUGUUUAAGUAUUCAGCAAGUAUCCAGUAAAGAGGGAGGGAUUACCCUUGAAGUUGAGAGGUGCUUCGGAGUUCUUGUUAGUCCUGGUCGCAAUGUUAAGCAUAGCGACAUGAGAUUGCUUGAAAUGCAAGUGAAUGCCGGUCCAUUGAUACAAGAUAAGCAAUGUUACAACAUAUGUGGACACUGGGAUCCUGCAGAUCCAGCAUUGGAAACUCUAAACGUAGAAACUCCUAGAGAGGGAAAGAUCUACAUAACAGUUGCCGUUGAUCUAGUGAUACGCGGCAUUCGGGAACCCGUUAGAUUUAUAAUAGAAACGUUGGUCAAAGUGUAUCCGCAGAACGAAAGGUUCUGGUAUUUUAACAAGCGAAACCUUGUACAACAAUUCUAUCUGAGCUCGAAAGAGAUAAUAUCCGGGGAUGGAGCAGAAGUUCACUAUGAAGUUCAAAAUAUAGAGACCUCGGGAGAAUUAGACAGAAACAGAUUGAAUCUUGCUCUCAACUUAGCGUCACUGAUACGUUCACCCUCUUUGACCAGCAUCGAUACACUCACGCCCAAGGAAGAAAUAGAUUCAGAUGGCGACGAACCAAUGCUGAGUGGUACAGGCGAAGUGUCCAAGGACUGCUCCGCGGACGAGCUAGCAAGUUGGGCUGAGGUCUUGGACGGUUGGCAAGUCAACGAACAACGUCCGAAGCUUCUGGUAAAGCUGACAAGACAAGGCAUACCGGAAGCUCUGCGCGGAGAAGUGUGGCAACGUCUAAGCAACUGCGACAACUCGCAAGAAAUGAUGGAUAGAUAUAGGACCUUGAUUACCAAGGAGAGCAGUUGCGAGAGCGUCAUUCUGAGAGACAUCAACAGAACGUUUCCCGCCCAUGAUUUUUUCAAAGAGACCGGCGGCCUCGGACAGGACUCUUUGUACAGAAUAAGCAAAGCAUACGCGGUGUACGACGAGGAAGUUGGAUACUGUCAGGGACUCAGUUUUCUAGUUGCUAGUUUGCUGCUUCAUAUGCCGGAGGAGCAAGCUUUUUGUGUUCUAGUUAAAUUAAUGUACGACUACGGUCUAAGGGAUUUGUAUAAGGACAGAUUCGACAAUCUUCACAUGAGGUUCUAUCAGCUUAAUAGAUUGAUAGAGGAUCAGUUGCCAGAACUUUAUAAACAUUUUUGCGACCGUGGCGUGGAGACUCACAUGUUCGCCGCACAAUGGUUUUUGACUCUCUUUACAGCCAGAUUUCCACUUUAUCUUGUUUUCCAUAUUCUGGAUGUGUUUCUCCUGCAAGGACUCGACACGCUGUUUCAGGUCGCUCUCGCGUUGUUAAUGCUAUGUAAAAAGGAACUGCUUCAGCUGGACUUCGAGAGUAUAUUGAAAUACUUUCGGGUACAUCUGCCAAAACGUUGUCGAAACGAAGAAGUCUCGCGCUACGUAAUGAAGUUAGCCUGCUCGGUCACGUUAAAGAAACUGAAGAAGUACGAGGCCGAGUUUAUGACGUUGAAAGUGGCCCAAGAGAAUGCAGACGAGUACAGCAACGAGGUGGAACAGCUGAGAGGAACGGUGGCGAGGAAUGAAGAGGAGAAACAGCGAUUGGAAGCAGAACUCGCACAAGUGAAGGAAAUGCUGCAGAGGGAAGUGGCGAGGGCGGACGCGGAGAACACGCGGAGCAACGUCAUCAUUGCUGAAUACAAACAGAUCUGCCAACGCCUAGAAGAUAACUACAACGCCGCCAAGUCCAGCCUUAACGUGCUACGGGUAAUGGUGUCGAAAUGCGAGAAAUGCAGGAGUUGCGUCCCGCUGGAGUCUUCCAAUGUGCUAGCGGACAUCUCGCAUCCGCUGGAGAACAGAAUAGAUCCCACCUUGCACAGAGUACAAGAGAGAGUUAGGGAGCUGGAGUUGGAGUUGGCACAGACCAAAUUGGCUCAUGUCGAAGCUGAAUGUAGAAAUCAGGACUUGACGCACCAGCUGCACGCGACUGCAUCCGAGCUGCAAGCAGCCAGAAACAGUUGGCCCUGGCUGAGCAAGACACUGUCGACGCUUAAGGAAGCGGCGAACAAAAGGGAGGUGAUGAAGGAUCCUUCUCUGAUGAAGGAUCUGAGGCGCGAGAGCGCGCCUGGAGGCGAAGUUUAUCACCUGAUUCGUUCGCGCUAUCGCGAUGCUCGUGAUAAGGAGGUCGUGUGAUGCGACGAUGACGAAAAAGCGAACGCGUUGCCGCGGAAUAACGACGGAGACGACGAAAAGCGGAGUAACCCGUCGUUGUUCGUGGCAGGCAACGCGAACUGUUCGUAAUCAAUGGGAGAAAAGCUGUUUGCCAGAUGCAGACUCGAAUAUGCAACGUACGUCCAAGAUUCGCACGUAGAUUCAGCUUGGUCCGACGCGGGACACGUUAUAGUUUUCGUCUCGGGUUCCUUACACACGCUUCUAGCGGGGGCAGCUUCGUCAUCCUGAUAACGCUGACAUAUUCGGUCUUUGAGAUAUUACUUGUUCAAGUUUGUUAACUCUCUUCUUUCCUAGAGUAUACUCAUUUUUAGGUGGAUCUGUUUUUUUUUUGUACACCGUUCGAAAUCCGUCUCGAAGCGCUUCAACGAGACGUUCCGCGAGUAAUUUAGGGUGCGCUGUAGUUGAUGAGGCGAGAAUGAGAACGAUCGAUGGAGAAUGUAGGGCGUGAGGUCACGGGCGAAACGAUGGAAGUUACAUGAUAGAUGUUAGCGAUAAGUACACACCGCGUUUUGUAUGAAACUAGUCUAAGAUGAGAACUAUAGAGGCGCUAUAGGGUUCUACACUGUACAUAAACACGGUACACUCGGCCGAUUAACGGGCACGGCAAGCUGCAGAGGCAUUUCUUUUUACGGUUCUCUCUGUAUCGGUCCAUGACACGACAACAUUCCAAAGUACAAUGCUACUAGGUUCUUCUUAUUCUCUUUUUUAAUUUAACCCGAACCGGCUGCCGAUUUCACGGCUAACUUUGAACUGUCGUGAAUACCGUUAAGCUACCGAAUUGUGGUACAAUUUCGUGGUGUUACAUUUCUUUUUAUACGUACGCUAACACGUUACCUACCGGAAGUGGUUUUAGUACACAGUUCAGGAAAUUGGGACACAUGUAAACCUUGUGAUUGUACUUUUUGUCUUUAAUUUAGAAUGUGAUCGUUUUGAGGAAAUGCUUUUGAACACAACUGAGGAUUCACUUCUAAAAUUUUCUUAAUGAUAAUUGUUUUUACCGACAUCCGGUAGAUGAAGCGUUAACAGUAAAGUGAAAUAACGUAAUGUAAUGUGAAAACGUAUCCAGCGUUAUUCUUUCCGAUAAAUACUCGUGAGCGCGUGUAUUAUUUUUUACAUUCGCGGCGCUCUGUUUCCAGUACUCUUUGCGAAGCAAGAAAGGCCAUAAAUUCUAUGUUAAGGCACUAAGUCGAAUCAGGAUUCGAUCGAACACGCUUCCACGACACGAAGAGCGAAACGGCGGAACGCUCGAAAGCACAUUUGUUAGACCGUCGAGUAGCGAUUAGUGCCAUUUUGUUCGGUGGAACAUCAAUUCGUUUUCGGAUCGCCCUUCAUCGAGCACUAUACACAUGAUGUUCAACGUAUCGUGCCAUGAUCGUGGCGACGACAACCCCUUAUAUCCUAUUUCAUUUCACCGAAUUCUCAUUUUGGAAAUAUGCAACAAAUACUUUGUCGGUUCAAAUCUAUAGGAGAAUUGAGAACAAAAGUUUUAUGGUCACUUUAGCGACUCAUACAGUAGCUGAACAAUAGUCCUGCAUCUUAUAUAAAACAAAGGGAUUAUACUGUAAAUACUGAAAACGUGAAAAAAAAACAAAUAAUAUCUAUAUGGUUAAGCUACUAAAAAGAUCAUGUAAAUGAUUUAGGAUUACUACCUAUGUAUCUCUGUACACCUUGUAAUGUCAUUCCACUAUUAUUGAAAUAAAGAAACAAACCAUAUCUGUCUAUCUUGGCGUUUGGUACAAUACCUACGCAGACACAGUGACAUAUUUAAGAGAUGUAAAGUCAAAUGAUUUUUGAGAGGAUGCGGUUUGUUUAGAAGAUA
Molecule: messenger RNA, 5100 nt
Organism: Megalopta genalis
Lineage: Eukaryota; Metazoa; Arthropoda; Insecta; Hymenoptera; Halictidae
Gene: GAPcenA
Product: GTPase activating protein and centrosome-associated
Biological process (GO): regulation of GTPase activity
Molecular function (GO): GTPase activator activity; small GTPase binding
Source: RefSeq, a predicted model, not a curated record